This is a messenger RNA of Seriola aureovittata, 5038 nucleotides long. RefSeq names its product coiled-coil domain containing 92 (gene ccdc92). The transcript is spliced from 4 exons. Bases 2164 to 3150 code for a protein of 328 amino acids. NCBI's taxonomy places the organism in Eukaryota, Metazoa, Chordata, Actinopteri, Carangiformes, Carangidae. The record is from RefSeq and is a predicted model, not a curated record.
CACAAGAUAAUGGGCUGUUGUAGCCUCGUUAGCUGUUCAGUGAGGCUAGCACAAUUAAAGCCUCAUACAUACUUCCCCUGUUUGAAGAGGGUGUUUCAGAAAAAAAUCGCAAUUUUAUAUAAUUUUGCUUAUCUUUGCAGACAAUUUUCAAUUCGGCUUUUGUCCAAGUAGGUGGACUUAAGUGACAUUUUAACUGUAAUAAUGGGUUUGUCUGUUAUUCCUGUUCUUCGAUAGAAAAAUCUUAAAUCAUUGAAUACGAGGGUGGCAACUGCUAAUAUGAAGAAACCCUACUUGGAGGAUUCAAUGUAUGCCGAAUUUAUAAGAACAUCUCCACAAUGCAAUAAAAAAUAUUCAUAUUCUACUACUGGUACAUUUCCCUUUGUGUUUAGCAGGCGAUUGUUUGGGUGUCGGAUUGUAAAGGGAGUGUGGUGUGACGUUUUCCCCAUUCAACAGAGAAUAGCAUGUAUCAGGGCUAGCAUGUUUGCGGUUCCUGAAACUGGACAGCUCCUCCCUGGACAGCAGCAGUACAUACCAUUAGCUGCAAGGACAUUCUUUGUGAUGACCGUAGGAAAUGGCAUCCUACAAUACAUCAGGUCACCAAACAACAACGGGAAGUGAAAUGUUUUGAAGUCGUUCAUAGGCACCGCUCGCCAGGCCCCGGAUUUACGACCACUAACAUUUUGUUAGAUAAUGUUAAAGAAGGUCAUGUCCCGAAUGAUCUCACUGGUUGAAGCUUUACAAUAACGUUUGUGUGAAGUAAUGAGCCUCUGGCAGCUGCUGCCAGGACCAGCAGCGGUUUAAUGUGAGCUCUGGGUUUGGGGUGCUGUCCGCAAUGCAGGUGCUGAAAUUGAAAGUGCCGUGGAAAGUAUCAAGCGUCCCCGCCGGCUAACACGUAGCUUUAUAUCCUGAUACAACUGUAGCCAAUGUUUGUAAUGCUUAAACUGAUUUAGCCUGAAUUGUCUAUCUGUUUACCCACAAUUAUUAUUAUUGUUGACGUGGUAGGCGUUAGAUGUUGAAUAGGUUGAUUAUUCCAGGGUGUGUUUUCCCCUAAAAUGCUACCAACAAAUUUAAUGAACAUAUGCGAAGAAAAGCCACAGUCCACAUAGUCAAAACCAAAGAUGAAGUAUCGACAUUUGUGUGCAAAGAAACUGAAACAGCUGAACAUUGACUGCUAAGCUCUUGUUGUAGCUGAGGAUGGUAGCUACUAGCUAGUGUUUCAUGCUGCUGCAGUUCAUUGAUUAUUUAUGUUCUUAUGUUUGGGGAAAUGCUGGUUUGUGUAUUAUGAAAAGCAAGGCAUGAAAGGUGGAAGAACACCUUAUGCUGGUUUGACAUUAAUCUCUGUCUUUUAAAACAGACAUAGCAACUGAUGUCAGGCUACAUUGUCUCUGAACAAAGAUAGAUCAACUUUAUUGUCUUUUUAAUUACCUGAAGUUCUGGACUCACUUUGUACCACUGUCACCUCCAUGAUAUGGCAUGAGCCAUGUUGUGAAGUUGGCUGAGGUGAUGUCUUUGCAACUGAAAAGCUAUUCUAGGAAAGGGAUGGGAUGAGUGAUAUGCUUGCAGCACAGGGUUUACUGGAAGGACACCACAUUACUCAUCAAUAAUAGAUUAUCUCUUCAUCCUUUAUGACACAUCACUGGCUCUAUUUGUGAUUACCAGCCAGUGUUUUGGUUAUCACAUGCCUUCCUUUUCCUGUGUAAGAAAUGAAAAAAAAAACAAACACAGACAACUUCUUUAACUGGGCAGUGUGUCCGGCAAAGUGACAUGGGAUAUAUUAUUCAUGCUAGCGAGCUGAUGAUGUAAGAGUGAGAAGCUCUGGGAUGUUUUAUUCAAGCACACUGAUGUAUGCAGGGAGAAGCUUUAUCUGCACUCAGGAGGGGUGUUUCACAGGGAUCAAUGUGCUCUCAACUCUCAGCCCAGUACAGAUGUCUGAUGGAGGGUGGAGAUGUUGGGACUGAAAGAUUGCUUCUCUCUCUCUCUCUCUCUCUCUCUCUCUGGUUUGGCUCUGAAGACAAGGACAUCCAGUGAAGGGAGGGAAGAGGAAGGUGGGGCAAGGCAGAGAAGGAAAAAGCUUGCUCAAGACUGGCCACCUCCAUGCCACACCCAGUGUCAAUGUGAUGUCUAUCAGUUGCAAGGCUGGUGUGUGUCCGAAGAUUAUCAGCCAUGGCAUCAGCAAAUGUUACCCUGGAAAAUCAGCUGCACAGUGCACAGAAAAACCUGCUGUUUCUCCAGCAGGACCAUGCCAACACGUUGAAGGGGCUACACGCUGAGAUCCGCAGAUUACAACAGCAGUGCACAGACCUGACAUAUGAGCUCACUGUGAGAAGCUCUGAUCCCUCAGACAGCAGUGAGGUCCGUUGCAGGGAGCUGCAAAGGAGGUGUGAGGAGCUUGAGGCCCAGUUGAAAAAGAAGGAGGAGGAGAACACAGAGCUGCUCAGGGACCUGGAGCAGAAAAACGCCAUGAUCUCCGUCCUGGAAAACACCAUCAAGGAGAGGGAGAAGAAGUAUUUGGAGGAGCUUAAGAUGAAGAGCCAUAAACUGGCCGUUUUGUCUGGGGAGCUCGAGCAGAGAGCAAGCACCAUUGCUUACCUUACCUCACAACUUCACGCCACUAAGAAGAAGCUGUUGGCUGGCAGCUCCUCUGAGGCCAGCCCCAACGUCAGUCCAGUCACCUCCUACAAGCCCACGCCUCCUCCAGCCAAGGACAGACAGCCUGAAACGCCACGUCGUCGCAUGAAGAAGAGCCUCUCCCAGCCUCUUCACCCGGAGUUGACAGAGGUGUACCGGCUCGGCCCAGAUGGGAGGCGGGUGGUUUUGCGGGAGACGGUCGAUGCCAUGCCUGACCCCACACCCUUCCUGCAGGCUGGGAGAGAGUCUCCUGAGCCACAGGUAGUGCGUGAACGGCCCGCCGUCAUCCCUCCCAUUGCCUCUGAGCGCUCCCCCGUUCCUCCCCUGGGUGCUACGGCCAGCCCUCGUCACAGCCCCGCUCGAGACCGUCAGUACAGGGCUCAUGUGGGUGUGGCGCACCGCAUUCCACAUGGCACCCCUCCCCUGGCCCCACCGCAAGCAGAGCUGGAGACACUGGCAGUGGACCAGGUCAAUGAGGAGAAGGUUGUGCGGAAACGCUCGGGAGCCGACAGGACAGUUUAAUACUGCAAUGCUAACAUGCACAUAAACACACACACAUAUCUACUGUAUACACACUACACUGCAGCAGCAGGAAGGAGCCUGACCCACUGUGUAACCUGCUUUUUACGCAACACUGCAAUAUAAAAGAAAUGAUAAAAUUAUCAUUUUGUUUAUGGUAUUCCAUAAAAACUUUUGUUUUUCUUAAUAUAUAGUAGAAAGGACUACUAUAAAGCAUGCCAAAUGUUUCUUAAUUACAACCCAUUGAGCUCUUGUAUUACACACAAUGAUUUUUUGCUUAGACUCUCUCACUUUAUUCUGUCUUAUGUGGUGCAUACAACAAACUCUCAGCCAAAUAUCUGCAUCAGUGCCUGCUCGACCGGUUAAACAAUACAAAAGCUGUGUAGUGUAGUCAUGGCUAAUAGUUAACUCUACAUAUCUCUGUCUGCUCCGUCUUUUCAGCAACAGUCUGGGCAAAACAACAACCUAUAUAACAAGAUGUCUGCCACUGCAUAGGAUAGAAAUGAAAUUAUUAAACUUCAUACUACCCAAAUGUCUUUCAUCUUCUUGUGAUAUCAGUAUAAUAACGUUACUGUAUGUGCGAUCCGCAUUAUGUGCAAUUGAAAUUUGCUGGUCGUCAAGGUGAAAGACCUGUAAUUCCACCUUGCUUCUGUUGACUGGCGCAAACAGCAGCGGUGUACAUGUUUGGAUGCAGUAUGAAAUGAUGGUGAACAGUGCGUAUGUUUGUGUGUGUGUGAGAAUGUGUAAGAGAGAGAGCAUGUGUGUGUCAGAGAGAGAAGGCCAUUGAGAGAAUUAAGUUUUGGCUUAAACAAUAUCUACUGAUGUUAUUUGUGAUACAAGGGCAUUUUUGAAAACACUGCUGUAAUAGGAUUUUGUGAUAUUAUUAACUGUACUUUAUAAAGGCUGUACAUUUGUAAUGAAUUCUUUUUUAAUUUAUUGUUUAUUAGAGAACACAAGAGCACCUCAUAUUUACAGUAGCUACUGCACCACCCACACGACGGUAAUUAUUAUAAUCACUUAAUAUUCUGCUUUUCACAUUAAUACCACUUGUCCUUGAAGUAUAUCGAUCAAUACAAUAAAGCAAAAAUUUUUUGGUUUGGUUACCUGGUUUCUGUGUAAACUGAGGGGUGAAACUUUUCACAAUUAUCAGGAAAAGACUACAUGAAGUGUCUCAGCAAGGUUUUUAGUCAUUACAAGCCUCCUGAACAACUUCAGUUCUCCGUGGCUUGACUUUUUACCCCGAGUCUGUGGAAGUCUACUGAAGAGAUGAGCAACAUUCCUCCAAAAGAUAUUCCCUCGUGUAAUGUCUCAGUGAUGUUUGUUAGAGCACAAGAGUCUAAGACUUCUGUUCAAAAUCACCCAUAGCUGUUCAGUUUGGUUGAGAUCGGGGCGCUGUAAAAGCAUAUGAUUCACACGGUUUUCAUACUCAUCAGAUCAUUCAAUGCCUCCUCUGUAACAAAUGCUGCAAUUAGUUACUGAUACGAGGGUGUGAUAAGAACAGUAAUGACAUUAUAUGUGAAAGCCAAGUCCUGCUGACCACUGAGCUGCUCGGCUGGAUGAGGUGGAGGUGAAGUGUUUCACUAAAGUGCACUUCAGAACUGCUUAUCAAGAAAGGGAAUUGUGACCAUUCAGUAUCAUAUUAAUAACAUUACAGUGUCUCUUGGCAACAACGUCAGUUCCAACUCUCUGAUGGGUCUACUGUUACUGAAAAGGCACAUUAUGGUUGUUUAUAUGUGUGUAGGUCAACCGGUGUGUCUUUCUUGUAAAAAAGAGUCAAAGCUGAGUGAUGGAAGCCUCACAAGCACUACAAUUUAAUUCAAUAUUUUAGUGAUUCAUUAUGAAGUCUGUGGAUUCCUUUUCCUGAACUGAUAAUAAACUGCUCAAAUACUGA